Messenger RNA from Daphnia pulex (common water flea), 817 nucleotides. RefSeq names its product adenine phosphoribosyltransferase-like (gene Aprt). The coding region runs from base 92 to 640 and encodes 182 amino acids. NCBI's taxonomy places the organism in Eukaryota, Metazoa, Arthropoda, Branchiopoda, Diplostraca, Daphniidae. Gene Ontology annotation, biological process: AMP salvage; adenine salvage. The transcript has 3 exons. Gene Ontology annotation, molecular function: AMP binding; adenine binding; adenine phosphoribosyltransferase activity. Gene Ontology annotation, cellular component: cytoplasm. The record is from RefSeq and is a predicted model, not a curated record.
AUCGCGCGACCAACGGAAACAAGUCAGAUCCACAAGUGUCUGCUAGGAAACGACUGCAUAAAUUAUCAGUUACGACCAUCGACCAGAGAAAAUGGAUUCAACGUUAUAUGAUUCGACACUUUCUGACUUGAAAGACAAAAUAAAAAGUUACCCUGACUUUCCAAAAGAAGGAAUUAUAUUUCGAGACAUAUUCUCCAUCUUGAGGGAUCCAGCAUGCUUGAAAAGUGUAAUUGAUCUUAUGGUGGCGAAGAUUGAAAAACUUAAGUGGAAUGAUGUUGAUGUAAUAGUGGGUCUCGAAUCAAGAGGUUUUAUCCUUGCACCUUUACUGGCCGUAAAACUCAAUGCUGGAUUUGUACCAAUACGGAAGAAGGGACGUUUGCCUGGUGUCUGUAAAGAAAUAGCUUAUACCUUGGAAUAUCGCAGUGAUGUACUGGAAAUACAAGAAGAUAGCAUCAGUCAAGGACAGCGAGUGUUGGUUAUUGAUGACUUGAUUGCAACUGGAGGAAGUCUAGGAGCAACCUGCAAGCUUCUCAAAGGCCUAGAUGCAAAAGUUGUUGGAUGUUUGGUUCUUCUCGAAUUGGACCAACUUGAAGGCUCAAAAAAUGUGGAUGCUCCUGUUGAAUCUCUCAUUACUUUUUGAUUAACAGUAAAUUCAGUUCAAUAGCAUUCCAUUGCAUCAGAUAUUGUUAUUUUUCAAAUUUGUAUUUCAUUGUUGAACUUGUUAUUACAUGACAAUGAGAUGGGAAAAACAAUUAUAAGCCACCACGCAAAGCUAACACCAAAUGCAAUACAGAUCCUCCUUGGACUUUAUAAUCAG